UCCCGUCUGUAGGCUAUUCUUUCAGUUUCUUAGCCCAUGUCCCAUGCUUUUGUUUGAUUUUGUGUGUGUGUGUUUACUUGUAAUUUGUUUAACAUGGAAUGGUUAUGUAGAAUUUCUUGAAAAUGAAUAAUUCCAUUUAUACAACCUUCCAGUGAUUGGCAUUGAAAUGAAAUGGUUCCACACAGUUCUGCCACAGGUUCUGCUGUCUCCAGCCAUCACAGGCCACAGCAAAGCUUGACCGCUGAGGCUCGCGCAGCUUCAGUCGCAUGCAGCUGGAGCUUGGUGUUGUUGCCACAGCAACCACUGAAGAGAAAUCCGUGCAGGUCCUGAUGCUACGGAGCUCGCGCUACCGCAUUGAGGGGGAUGUAGCAGUCGGACACGGGCAGAUGGUACCUCAAUAUCGACAGUGACUCACCGACAACGCGCGACACUAGAUAACAAGGGAGGGAGAAACGUGAUGGCGAUAAGCCUCGGGUACCUUGGACCUUGACGGGAAGACCUUGUCACACGGUGGGCCAGGUUGUCCUACACUUGCGGAUCCAGGAGGAGGGACCAUGUUGCUGUACCAAGGUCCUGGGAAUACCUAUACUGGGAAUACCACUGCCCCUCUCUAGCUGGAUCAUCUGACACCAACUCCCCCAAGAUUUCCUGACGGAUAUAAUCCAAUUCAUCCCUCCAUAUUUUGGAUAUUCCGAUCGAAGCAAUAGUGGCAUUGGCACAUGUAAACAUGGUUCCCGCCUUCUAUACACUUGUGUAUUUUUUCUGUUUACGCAUUUUACACAUAACAGGCACUUUCAAAACCGGAAUGUUCUCUCAUUAAAUUGUUCAAAUGUUUUUGUCAUUGGAAACUCAUCUGGAGAUGAACAUCUCUGAUCCGAGUUGGGCAUGCACUACGUUUGGGUAGCGACCAGUCAUACAGCAUUGUUGAAGAUGUAAAGCUGUCUAACCUCAGUCCUAUGCCCUCAAAUGCUAAUUUAGCACCAUACAUUGUUGUGAAAGUAAAGCCAUACUCAGCAUGCAUGCUCAACUGUGAAUACGAACUCUAUUAUUCAGGGUGUUCAGGAUCAACCAUGAACAUAUAUCAGAGCAUGAUCGUUACCUGUGCAACAUAGGUGUGAAUAUUUACAAAGUAAUACAGUACGUGAAUGUAUUUUUACUGUGAAAAGGUGUACAAAAGUAUGAGCCAUCAUAUCAGUGUCUUAAAUCAUCAUUUGGAUUCCACUUCUUGUGAGCGUCAACGCGGACAAUACCAAUUAAUAACAUUCACUGUAUCUUCAUACAAAUCUUUUACAAAAAUCGUACAAAUCUUGGGACAAAACUUUACCGGAGAGACCGCAGCUGUUGUUGAAAGUGCAAGGUGUCUCAGUGCAGGGUGUCUCUGGAACAUAGCACUGCUGCAUUAGUGCCUACAUUUCUGGCUAGCUGGGCAUCCCUCCCUUCUCUCUCUCUCUUACAAUGAGCCAGAAGUUGGAGAAGUUGACCUUGGAGACGGACCAGAGCUUCCAGCCUCUGGUCUACACCGUGGAGGAGCUGGAGUGUAAGAUUUGCUACAACCGUUAUGACACACGCACCCGCAAGCCCAAGGUGUUGGGCUGCCUCCACCGCGUCUGCGCCAAAUGCCUGAAGAAGAUCGUGGAGAACUCGUCCCCCAGCAUCGUCAGCUGCCCCUUCUGCCGCCACGAGACGCACGUGUCCGACGAUGACAUCUGGCUGCUGCAGGACGACAGCAACAUCCUGGCCAUCCUCACCUACCAGGACCGCGCCAGGAAGAGUGGCGGUUCCAUCACCCCGAGUGGGGAGGUGCUGCUCACUCCGGGCAGCCUGAGCGGGAGCGGCGGUGUAGAGGGUGGCUGUGGUGGUUCUGGGGGCGGCUGCGUCACAACCAGUGAGCAGUCACACAGCUCCUCCGACUGCCUGGUCAUCACCAUCAUGGAGGUGCCGGGCGAGUCACAGUCAUCAGACUCCAUGAGCAUGCUCAAUAUGGUGCGCCUGUACCGGCCCGCCAGCCUGGCCUCGCUGCCCUGCCACCUGCCCGCGCAGAAGUGCGGCGCAUGGACCUCUCGCACCUUCCCCAGCUUCCUUAUCGGCGUCCUGUGUCUAGUCUACUUCUCAUCGCUGCCGCUGGGCAUCUAUCUUCUGAUGAUCCAGCAGCUCACCCUGGGAAUUAUUCUGGUCAGCCUGGUCCCCUCCACCCUGGUUCUGUGUGUCUUCUACGGCUUCUGUCAAUGCCUGUGCCAUGAGAUCAUGCAGUCCAUAGCCACAUAGCCACGUCUCCGCUUUACUCCCCUCCCCCAUCCUAAUACCAAUGUAUUUCUAUCAGUGGAUGUGACAUAGCAAGACCUGUAAAAGACAAAGCCAAAUCACCAAUGCAAAUCUAUACCCCCUGUCCUUUUGUAAAAUACACCCCCACCCCUUCCUUUUACCUUCUUCAGAUAAUACCAGCACUAAAACUUCCGAGUGACCACUUGGAUUUGGAUGUAUGGCUUGACUAUUCAAGACAAAUUGUGAAAGGCCCACGGCCUGAUGAAUGGUUUUCUAAUUACACAGCUCAACCUGCAUCAGAUUGCUGCCGUUUGUGUUCAUGCAGCUCACCGGAAUGGGCUUCAGUUAUUACUGUGAUGAUCACCAAACUGUAUUGUUCAAAACGAAUAUGAUCCUCUUAGUGUUAACCGUACUGUGGUAGAAUACCCAUCUGCUCGACCUAUGGGCAACGGACUAUGAAAACCCAUAGUUUUAAGGAUGUAUUCAGACACUCAGCAUAGUCACCAUGUAUACGCCAUGUUCCUAGUUGCCUUUUAAAGGCAUGUCUGUUUGUGCCCCUACAGUAACUUAACGUUGUAAAACCUGUUUGUGUCAUUGCAUUGGGAACGGACAAACCGCCUAAACUGUUACUAGAUAUUUCAAUAAAAGACUCAAGACA
Molecule: messenger RNA, 2920 nt
Organism: Salmo salar (Atlantic salmon)
Lineage: Eukaryota; Metazoa; Chordata; Actinopteri; Salmoniformes; Salmonidae
Product: E3 ubiquitin-protein ligase RNF182
Source: RefSeq, a predicted model, not a curated record